This is a messenger RNA of Acanthopagrus latus (yellowfin seabream), 5024 nucleotides long. RefSeq names its product gamma-tubulin complex component 3 homolog. The coding region runs from base 123 to 2822 and encodes 899 amino acids. Gene Ontology annotation, cellular component: equatorial microtubule organizing center; gamma-tubulin small complex; spindle pole. Gene Ontology annotation, biological process: cytoplasmic microtubule organization; spindle assembly; meiotic cell cycle. NCBI's taxonomy places the organism in Eukaryota, Metazoa, Chordata, Actinopteri, Spariformes, Sparidae. Gene Ontology annotation, molecular function: microtubule minus-end binding; gamma-tubulin binding. The transcript has 23 exons. The record is from RefSeq and is a predicted model, not a curated record.
CGCCGUGGUCGCUUGACUUAUUUUGUCAAAAUGGCGUUGCUCGUAAGAGGAGACUCGAGUUAGUUCAUAUUAUCGGUGUUAAUUCACUUACCGGACAAAACACGCAGAGUUAGCCACGCAGUAUGGCGACCCUGGACCAGAAAUCACCCAAUGUGCUUCUCCAGAGUCUUUGCUGCAGGAUUACGGGGAAAAGCGAAGCUGAAGUUGCCCACCAGUUUCAGUAUGCAGUGCGAGUCAUCGGCAGUAACUACGCUCCCACCAUCGAGCGCGAUGAGUUCCUGGUGUCAGAGAAGAUCAAGAAGGAAUUGCUUAAGCAGAGGAGAGAAGCAGACGCCGCUCUGUUCUCGGAGCUCCACAGAAAACUUCAGACGCAGAGUGUGCUGAAGCAUCGCUGGUCCGUUCUCUACUUGCUGCUCAGCCUCUCUGAAGACCCCCGCAAGCCAUCCAGCAGAGUCGGAAACUAUGGGGCACUUUUUGCCCAAGCCCUCCCCAGGGACGCCCACUCCACCCCGUUCUACUGCACCCGGCCCCAGAGCCUGGCCCUGGGCUACGCCGAGAGGGGCGCGGCUCUGUCAGCCAGCGUGGGGACCAGCGGCAUCUCCAGCCUGGGAGUCUACACCCUGAACGGACCCACGCCGACGCCACAGUCACUGCUGGCCGGUCAGCCCCCUCAGUCCGCAGCAGGAGGCGGGCAGUCUUUGGGCUCUCGGCUGGCUUGGACUCUUCCGGUCAGCUGCUCUCCUUCCACUCUGGCCCUGCCCAACACUCGCCCGCUCGGGCCCCCAGUUCCCUCCCCCAGAGUGGUCCAUCCCCGAAAAGACGGGGAGGUGAGCGAGACGGCUCUGGUGCGGGACAUACUCUACGUCUUUCAGGGAAUCGACGGCAAGUUCAUCAAGAUGAGCGGCCCGGAUAACUGUUACAAAAUAGACAGCAAGGUGGUGCUGUGCAAGUCCCUGAGAGACACCAGCAGCAGACUGGCCGAGCUCGGCUGGCUCCACAACAAAGUCAGGAAGUACACCGACGCCAGGAGCCUCGACCGAGCCUUCGGACUGGUCGGACAGAGCUUCUGCGCCUCGCUCCACCAGGAGCUGAAGGAGUAUUACAGGCUGCUGUCGGUGCUCCACUCCCAGUUGCAGGUGGAGGAUGAUCAGGGUAUGAACGUGUGCGCAGAGGGUAGCCUGACCCUCAGGAGGCUUCUGGUCUGGAUGUACGACCCCAAAGUCCGGCUCAAAACGCUGGCGGCUCUCGUCGACUUCUGCCAAGGUCGUAAAGGAGGCGAGCUGGCUUCAGCGGUCCAUUCUUACGGGAAAACUGGGGACCCGCAGAUGAGAGCGCUCGUUCAUCACAUCCUCAGCCUGGUGUCGCACCCCAUCCUCAACUUCCUGUACAGGUGGAUCUAUGACGGAGAACUAGAGGAUACCUACCACGAGUUCUUCGUAGCAUCAGAUCCCAAUGUGAAGACGGAUCGCCUGUGGCAUGACAAGUACUCCCUCAGGAAGUCAAUGAUCCCCACAUUCAUCACCAUGGACCAGGCCCGCAAGGUUCUGCUGAUUGGUAAGUCCAUCAACUUCCUGCAUCAGGUCUGUCAUGACAGAACGCCGCCAGGCAAAAUCACGGCAGCGUCCAAGUCUGCAGAUACGCCCAAAGACGCUGCGGAGUUGCUGUCCGACCUUGAGGGGGCGUUCCAGGAGAAGAUCGACGCCGCCUACUUCGACACCAGCAAAUACCUGUUGGACGUCCUCAACCGCAACUACCUGCUGCUGGAGCACCUGCAGGCCAUGAGGAGAUACCUGCUGCUGGGCCAAGGAGACUUCAUCAGACACCUCAUGGACCUGCUGAAACCGGAGUUGGCACGCCCCGCCACCACUUUGUACCAGCACAACCUGACCGGUAUCUUGGAAACUGCGGUCAGAGCCACAAACGCCCAGUUUGACAACGCAGAGAUCCUCAAGAGGCUGGAUGUGCGCCUGCUAGAGGUGUCUCCUGGGGACACCGGCUGGGAUGUUUUCAGUCUGGACUACCACGUGGAUGGACCCAUUGCCACGGUGUUUACAAGGGAGUGUAUGGGCCACUACCUGCGGGUGUUUAAUUUCCUGUGGCGGGCCAAGAGGAUGGAGUACACACUGACUGACAUCUGGAAGGGACAGAUGUGUAAUGCCAAACUGCUCAAAACCAUGCCUGAGUUGUCCGGCGUUCUGCAUCAGUGUCACAUCCUGGCCUCCGAGAUGGUCCAUUUCAUCCACCAGAUGCAGUACUACAUCACCUUCGAGGUGCUGGAGUGCUCCUGGGACGAGCUGUGGAACAAAGUGCAGCAGGCCCAGGACCUCGACCACAUCAUCGCUGCGCACGACGUCUUCCUGGACACCAUCAUCUCCAGAUGUCUGCUAGACAGUAACAGCAGGUCUCUUUUGAACCAGCUGAGGGCCAUCUUCGACCAGAUCAUCGAGUUCCAGAGCGCCCAGGACUCCCUGUAUCGCUCGGCGCUGGAGGAGCUCUCUCUCCGGCUGCAGUACGAAGAGAAGAAGCGGCAAAGAGACGAGGAGGGUCAGUGGGCAGUGAACGAUGCACAGGAAGCAGAGGAGAAGAAGAGGAUUCAGGAGUUCCAGGAAACCAUACCAAAGAUGUGCUCCCAGCUCCGCAUCCUCACGCACUUCUACCAGAGCAUCGUCCAGCAGUUCUUGGUGUUGCUGAUGACCAGCUCCGACGAGAGCCUGCGUUUCCUCAGCUUCAGGCUGGACUUCAAUGAACACUACAGAGCGAGAGAGCCGAGGCUGCGAGCCUCGCUAGGCGCCAACCGCGGGCGACGACUGUCGAAUAUCUGACGCGGCGGCGACUGCAUCGACGGCUUCCGGUCAUUGGAGCACGGGGUAUGACAUCACCGAGACUGGCCAGCCAGCGCACUUCAUGUCCAGAUGAUGUCAUGCCUUGGAGGAGCGAUCCAAGCACCGUUUCGUAAAAACAGCGCUCCGGCGCCGAAGACGCGGCGGCUGCCAAGUGAUGACAUCACAGCGGGACGGCUCCGGCAAAAGUUGGCCGCGUGGGAUCACAAAGGAACACAGUUCAGUAAAAUCAAACUUUCAGAGCUACUUGUGACAUGCAGAGCAUCACCCUAAAUAGACUGCUUUAAAAUUCAGCAAGAAUUCAGCGAAACUCGAAGUCCAUCUGGGAAAUCAAAGUGGAGCCGAGUGCGAGGAGGUCGAUUUAAAAAAAAAAAGCUGCUGACUGUCAGAGUCACACAGGGCCACCUUACAUGGCAUGCCUUAUUAUUGAGAGAAAACAAAACCUUGUUUCUCAGCCUGGUUGCCAAAUCUAGUCCCAACACACAUAAUGUAUGUACAUAGAGUUUAUGCAAAAAUGUAUGUACGUGUAUAUACGCGUCUUUUCACGUCAGCACCUGUGGCUCUGGGGGUUGAACUGAUAUGGGAGGCCGAUAUUGAUAUAUCAUUCAAAUUUUUUGUAUUGGUGGCAGUCAGUAAAACGGUUCUAUCCGAUCAUUUUAGUGCACUUAUUCCACAGGAGACAGUGUUUCUGCUGGACGUGUUAUCAUUAAGGUGCAGUAUAAAAGCAUUUCCACGUCAAGGAGUGGAAAAAUUUAUAUUUUCCCAGGGUUUUUUUUUUUUUUUUUUUUUUUUAGUGUAACAGACCAGCUCUCCGAUCACAAUCAUUCAUAGGAUUUUCAGUGACGCACAUAUACACUUGUAGACAAUUCUGCUUCCAGUGACGUAAAGACCAGAAGACUCAUACAGGGAGAAAAAAAACAAAUCUGCUUCUUCUGCCUCUGGAAACUGACAUUUUUCAAUAAUUAUUUUAUAGCUGUUCUUCAUUACAUCGGUGGGAAGCAUCUUUCGCCACCUUGACUGACAACCGACUGAAUGUUAUUAAAAGUUGAGUUUUUGUUCAAGCGUGUUUUCCUUGCUCAGUUUACAGCCCGCGCUAUUCACGUCCGCGUGAGGCGGUCACAGACGAUCCUCUCGACAACCACGGCGACCUCACUCCUUCACACCGCAUCAACAACGGCCGCAUCAACAAUGUCCAGGGCGUUUCGGUCUCUUGGGGGAAAAAAAAAAAUGUAAAUAUUUCUGGAUGAAAAUCUGUGUUUAAAGAAUUUAAUGGUUGUACCUUUUGAAUGUGGGCAGUGUAUUUUCUGAAACGAGACGUUAUAAGGAAGAAAAGCAAACGUGGCGUUAAGCGGGGUUUGUUUCGCGCGCGUGUGACAUGAAGAUGGCUGACAGGGGUCCUCGUGGAAUUGGUUCAGUGUUGUAGCAGCGCUGCUGUUGAUCGGCUCCCUAAAUGAUAAUUCACCUCUCAGUCAUCGGAUCGGUCUGUUUAAGACGAUAGAAACCCGUCAAAUACAUGUGUUUUCAGCUGUAUGUUUACGAUCGCCACUCCAGUAUGAUUAGAUACUAGAAUCAGUCCUUUUUAUAUCCCACGCCUGAAUAGUGGGCUCAAAAGAUAAUCAUCAGUCCUAACUGCUGCAGUGGGACAUAACCUUUUACUGGAUUUCUCUUGUAGUGCACAGUCAGAGUUUUUUUUUUUUUGUGAGAUGGGGAAAGUCAAGUAGAUUUUUAAUCAUCAGGUUACACAACAAUUCUCAUCUGUAAACAGCUGUGAGCAUUGAUCUGGACAUGUAGAAGCUCUGAUCCUCAGAGAGUGCACAUUCCCUAAAAAGCAAAACAUUACAGAUACCACACGAGCAGCCUGCGUUCCGACCUGUUUAUCAGGCUUCCCCAAAGUCACAUUUAAUUAUACAAGAGCGCAUAAGUGAAGUCCACAUAAACAUGCUUGCAGUGAUAUAGUUAUUUUUUUUUCACUUCGUAUGGAAGCUGGACCAGUGAAGCGCUCUCCGACAACAACAUUGUUCAUGUGCAUAUGUGAAAAUAUAUGAAUUGGACUGAAGUGAAACACCAAAACUAACCAUCUGUUUGUAUUUGUCCUCCACAUUGUAUAGCACAUAAUGUAUAGAAUAUAGGGAAAGCGAUCCAUCCCGCGUCUUCUUUAAUAAAAAGGUUUUUUUUUUAUAUAAA